Tuber melanosporum (Perigord truffle) is the source of this 3070-nucleotide messenger RNA. RefSeq lists its product as uncharacterized. The record is from RefSeq and is a predicted model, not a curated record. The transcript is spliced from 5 exons. Gene Ontology annotation, cellular component: nucleus; cytoplasm. Bases 801 to 2495 code for a protein of 564 amino acids. Lineage: Eukaryota; Fungi; Ascomycota; Pezizomycetes; Pezizales; Tuberaceae. Gene Ontology annotation, molecular function: mRNA binding.
AACUACGAUUUUACUGACCGUCACACCCAAACUUCCGCCCCCCUCCACCGCUCACCCACCCACCCCCCCUUCAACCUCCCUCUCGUCCCUUAUUCAUCUCAUCCCACCACCACUCACCACCUCUGAAAUCCGAGAAGUCUCUCCCCCUUCGACCAUACCCUUCUCCUUCUUCUCUCAUUCUCACUGGCCGUCCGAUAUCUUCUGCUCUGCCGGUUGUCACGAGAGUUGAAAACCCCUCAUCAUACAUCUUCCCCGCCCCUUUUUUCGGUAACGAGACCCACGCCUUUUAACGAUCAGCCACGAGCCACGCAUCCAAGAACGACUGUGACAUUAUCUUGAAAAGGUCACGAAAUAUUGUUUUCUUACGAAAAAGAAAAGGCAUCCAUUAUCGUUUGGCCCGUUAUUAUUUUGUUUUUAUAUCAGCAUAUUCCGUUUAUAUUUUUAUAUUCGAGUUUUUUUUUUUUUGGUUCACGAAUUUUUUCUUGUACUCGAAACGAUAAAAAAAGACUUGUAACGGCAGUUCAACGACUACGAUACCCAGCAAGAUUUUACACUCUUAAUACGCUUAUUCGUCAGACAAGGAGGUUCACCCUACUUGCUAAGGAAAAGUAUAAUCAAAACGGCAGGAUUCAAGGCCUUUCAGCAUCUCGAAAGCACGGCUUGUGAUUAUUGGAUUCUUUCUACCUUACGGCUACGAACAGGUAUUCCGGUCUUCAUUCGAACAACCUCAUACUGGUGCAUUCUGCAACUCGUUCUUGAAUCCAUUAGACUUGGCAAAUACUCAGUGUUUUCAGAAUAUCAUGUCUACCCACCACGAUUAUUACGACACCAUAGGUUCCUCGCGUUCGCCCAGUGGCCAACAUCAACCUCAGCAACAACACCAGACCUUACACCGGGUCUCGUCCCGGCACUUUGAAACAUUUGCAUCUCAGAGCGGUCUUUACACCGCGGAGGACCAUGCUGCGAGGUUCGAUACCAAUCGCUAUGGCAGUGCUCGUUUAGAUACUAGCAUGUCCGGGGGAUACGGAUAUGAAGCCUCGGGCGCACAAACAUGGAAUCCGAGUAGCUUCGGAGGACCUGGCGCUUUGGCUGCAAUGGGAGGCGCUUCCGGAAGAAUUAAGACCCCUUCCAGACAAAGGAGUGCUUUACCGGCGAUGUGGACCGAACCAGCUCCUUCUCUACCUACGGUUUCGCCACUCUCUGCUAUGGGAAAUGUUUUAUUGGGACCUUCCCCCAUGCGUACCGAGACAGUUGGUUCGGACCCUGAAGAGGAACUGAUACCUACUGCUAUAGUGAUCAAAAACAUUCCCUUCGCUAUCAAGAAGGAGCAGUUGGUCCAGUUAAUGACGGAACUCGGCUUGCCACUACCAUAUGCGUUCAACUAUCAUUUUGACAAUGGUGUUUUCAGGGGACUCGCUUUUGCCAAUUUCACUACUGCUGAGGAGACUGCAGCGGUUAUCGAUACAUUGAACCACUACGAGCUCCAGGGCCGGAAAUUGCGAGUAGAGUAUAAGAAGAUGUUGCCCUUGGCUGAGAGGGAGCGUAUCGAGAGGGAAAAGAGAGAAAGAAGAGGUCAGUUGGAAGAGCAACAUCGCCCUGUGCAAAUGCCUCUUUCUCAGCCCAAUAUUCCUCUUUCGACUUCUCCAUCUCCAAGUGCUACUCGAUCAAAGCCAGACGUCGAUUUGAACGACCCCCAGACUCUACAGUUUUACUCACAACUUUUACUGUUCCGUGAUGACGUGUCUCGCGAGGCCCUCAUAUUCCCUGCUACACUUUCACCCCAACAACGUCGCAUUGUCCAUACUCUUGCGCACCACAUGGCCUUGGCACAUGUGUCUCGAGGGAAUGGAGAUCAGCGUCAAGUUCACGUGUUUAGGGCUCCGAUUUCUACAACCCCUAGCAUCAGCCCUCCUUCCAUUCCGACGACUGUGCAUCCAGUUGAGUCUCAACGGCGAGUUCUAACAAGGGCCACGACGAUGGACUUUAGUGAUGCCCGUUCAGAGGGUGCCGGCAUUUACUCGACAAUGGGAAGACAGGCGCAUGCUCUGCUUGACAUCCCGAACUCACCAUCUGGCCGAGCCGACGCCCUGCACAGUCGCCAGAAUUUGCGCGCUGCAAAAUCGUUUGCUGACUUGAGGUCGUACACACCAUCCCCUGUACCGUCAUCUGCGAGCUACCCUGCAGCUCUGGGGGGAAAUAUUUCUCGAUACACUGAUAAUUAUGGGAGCGUCACCUCGACUACUCCUAGUCUGACACCAACCGCAACUGGUACUACCGUAGAGCGUCAGCAGCGAGAACGGGAAAGGGAGAGUAAUGAACGAGAGAACAUGAGCAUUUCUACUACGGGCGGAGGAAGUAAUGUUGUGCCUACUAGACAGCCACGGGGACCGGAUUCUGAGAGGGCGCCUGGUUUUGCGUCAAGGAGGGGUCAGCAUCAUCGUGCGUCUGGUGGGGAACUUGAUGUUCAGUCUGGCGUUGAGAUUGUUGUUGAAUAGAGUAUUUUUAUUUAUUUAUUUUUCCCUUGAUUUUUAUCCUAUUUCAUUUUGUUUCCUUUUUUAUCUUUGACUCCAAUAACUCUUUGAAAUUACUGGAAUUAUUAUUAUUUAUUCAAUUCCCUCAUUAAAAUUCUACCCCUUCUCUCUCCCUUGAUUUACCCAAAGGACAAUUCCAUAACGUUGGGUAUGAGUCAUUGAUUUCUAUUGCAUGUGGUGUUGUCUUUUAGUUGUUUUGGACUGUGGAUGUGGAGGAGGGGAGGAGGCUAGAGGAGAUGAGCAAUCCAAAAAAUUGCAAAAAUUUCCCAACUGCAUGUUUUUGAAAGUAACAAGUUUUCACAAGGGGUUUUAAUGGGAGGGAGUGGACAGGACGGGAUUGUUUUACAGUAGUCAAGAAUGGUUAAACGCGAGCUGGUGUAUUUUUGCUAUUUUUUUGUUCGUCUUCUUUCAUAUCAUAGCUCUGUCAUUAUUGUAAGUUUUGGCUCGAGAUAGUAAUAGCUUCACAAAUAAUCACUCGGGCUGUUUUUUUUUGCGUCUUCUAAAUUAGGUUCACGCCGGCCUGAUGGAUCUGUUAGUUU